Messenger RNA from Exaiptasia diaphana, 2393 nucleotides. RefSeq names its product glucose-6-phosphate isomerase. The record is from RefSeq and is a predicted model, not a curated record. Gene Ontology annotation, cellular component: cytosol. Gene Ontology annotation, biological process: glycolytic process; glucose 6-phosphate metabolic process; gluconeogenesis. NCBI's taxonomy places the organism in Eukaryota, Metazoa, Cnidaria, Anthozoa, Actiniaria, Aiptasiidae. The coding region runs from base 41 to 1714 and encodes 557 amino acids. The transcript has a single exon. Gene Ontology annotation, molecular function: monosaccharide binding; glucose-6-phosphate isomerase activity; carbohydrate derivative binding.
GGUGUGUCAAGUUGAUCGAACGAACUUACGUUGCUCAGACAUGAAUUCUCUGACUUCUCUUGGCCGUUGUGACGAAUGGCUAGCUUUGCAAAGCCAYUACCACAGUAAGGGGUCCUCUCUUCAGAUGAGGGAGCUAUUUGAAAGCGAYAAAAAUCGUUUUGACAAAUUCAGCAUCAAACUAGACACUCCAGAUGGCAAGGUUCUUGUGGACUAUUCAAAGAAUAUCAUCACUGAAGAAACCAUGGAACUUCUUCUCAAACUGGCAAAAGCAAGAGGUGUUGAAGAGAUGAGGAAAAAGAUGUUUUCAGGGGAGAAGAUCAACUUUACCGAGAACAGAGCCGUUCUUCAUGUUGCUUUGCGUAAUCGGUCCAACCAACCGAUUUUAGUCGAUGGCAAGGAUGUGAUGRGAGACGUCAAUGSAGUACURCAACACAUGAGAGAAUUUACUGAGAGCGUGAGAAAUAAAGUUUGGAAAGGUCAUACUGGUAAGCCCAUCACUGAUGUAGUCAACAUUGGCAUCGGCGGAUCAGACCUGGGGCCACUGAUGGUUACAGAAGCACUUCAGCCUUUUGGACAGAAAGAUCUUCAAGUCCAUUUUGUUUCCAACAUUGAUGGAACUCAUUUGGCCAAGACACUUGUAAAACUGAACCCUGAGACAACCUUAUUUAUCAUUGCUUCAAAGACUUUUACCACUAUUGAAACAAUUACAAAUGCUACAACUGCCAAAGYAUGGCUUUUAGAUGCACUGAAAGAUAUCAAAGCUGUUGCCAAACAUUUUGUKGCUUUGUCAACAAAUGAAGAAAAAGUGACAGCAUUUGGAAUYGACAAGAGRAACAUGUUUGCAUUUUGGGAUUGGGUUGGUGGACGCUAUUCCUUAUGGUCSGCCAUUGGAAUGUCCAUUGCCAUUUAUAUUGGUAUGGAUAACUUUGAAGCAUUGUUGUCAGGGGCACAUGCCAUGGACAAUCACUUUUACAACUCCSCYCUGAAUCAAAACGUUCCAGUAAUCUUAGCCGUUCUUGGUAUCUGGUACAAUAAUUUCUUUGGAGCUCAAAGCCAUGGCCUCUUUCCCUAUGACCAAUACAUGCACCGUUUUGCAGCCUAUUUCCAACAGGGUGAYAUGGAGUCCAAYGGUAAAUUUGUSWCUCGAUCUGGUGAAGAGGUCGACUAUUCAACAGGACCAAUUGUGUGGGGAGAACCYGGCACAAAUGGGCAGCAUGCAUUCUAUCAGCUGAUUCAUCAAGGCACUAAACUGAUACCYGGGGAUUUCUURGCACCAGUKGAGACACACAACCCAGUUGGCAAACCAAAAGGUUUACAUCAUCAGAUUUUACUGGCAAAUUUCCUWGCGCAAACAGAGGCCUUGAUGAARGGAAAGACGUUGGAUGAAGCUAARAAAGAACUGAUYAGUGCUGGUGUCACAGGGGAGGAGCUCAACCAUCUGGCUCCUCAUAAGGUGUUUAAAGGCAACAGACCAACCAACUCUAUYCUUUUUAAGAAGAUGACUCCAUUCACKUUAGGGUUUUUGAUAGCCAUGUACGAACACAAGAUAUUCACCCAAGGUGUAAUUUGGGACAUCAAUUCUUAUGACCAAUGGGGAGUUGAACUUGGCAAGCAAUUGGCAAAAGUCAUCCAGCCAGAGUUAGGUUCUCAAGAACCAGUUACAUCACACGACUGUUCAACCAAUGGACUUAUUAACUUUAUCAAUGGACUUUGAACCUUGGGCUUGAAGUAUCUGUAAUCAUACCAGCCCAAUACGGACAUUGAGUUUUUUCUGAUGGCUGAAAGUUUUUUAUAGUGAAUUAUUGGGUAAUCUAUAGUAAAAAAAUUUAACCUCCCUUGAGCAUUGUCUUUGCUAUUUGCAGGUUGAUAAGUAUGUAAAUGUUUCUUAAAAUCAAUGAACUGAUGCAUUAGCCCAGUAGACUUCAAAUGUACAAAAUGCUUAUAGGCAGAUUUGAUUUUCUUAAGUUAUAUGUUAAUCUCUGAACUAACAAGCUAAUUUACAGCUACUCCUUCAAACCUUUUUUGUUGUCUUGCUGACAAUAGGCCGUUUGCAUUAUGACGUAACUUUACUACAACUACCAGAAAGCCUUGCGCAUUUUCAUUGUUAUUCAGAUUUUUAAUCCCCUUGGAGAUCAGUAAAACAAUUGGCACUAAUUGCAUUACAAAAGAAAGUUGCAAAGCAAUCUGACUGGUAGUUGUAGUAAAUGAUGCCAUAAUGUAUAUCGCCUAUUCUUUCUGGUUAGGAAUCCCUAAAAGGAUUGAAGGAGAGUUUAUGGAGUGUUGAAAAAAAAUGUAAAUAAGUACGUGAUAUUGGUGAAAAUGGCAUUACUGUAGUAUAAGAUUGAUAAACUCUUGUAAAUAAGGUAAAACUUAAAAAAGAUUUUKUUCUUUUA